ACAUCAGUAUUUCUUUGUAAAUUUGACUUUAAUCAAGUAAUCAUUUUAAUUACGACCGAUAUAGAAAAACGAGAGGAAGACAGUAAAUUAGUAGAUUAUCAGUGUUUGAAACUAGAAAAUAGAAUUUAG
Molecule: messenger RNA, 129 nt
Organism: Dentiscutata erythropus
Lineage: Eukaryota; Fungi; Glomeromycota; Glomeromycetes; Diversisporales; Gigasporaceae
Source: the annotation of a GenBank genome assembly